This is a messenger RNA of Aspergillus uvarum CBS 121591, 1595 nucleotides long. RefSeq names its product pepsin-like aspartic protease. Gene Ontology annotation, molecular function: aspartic-type endopeptidase activity. Gene Ontology annotation, biological process: proteolysis. The transcript is spliced from 3 exons. NCBI's taxonomy places the organism in Eukaryota, Fungi, Ascomycota, Eurotiomycetes, Eurotiales, Aspergillaceae. Gene Ontology annotation, cellular component: fungal-type vacuole. The record is from RefSeq and is a predicted model, not a curated record. The coding region runs from base 217 to 1317 and encodes 366 amino acids.
UCUUUGAGUCGUUCCUUCAGGUGUCGCCGUCCAUCAUGAAGUCCGUCUCUUUGCUCACAGCAUCUAUGCUGUUGGGCUACACCUCCGCCGAAGUCCACAAGCUCAAGCUCAACAAGGUCUCCCUUGAUGAGCAGCUGGUAAGUAUUCCAUCAAGGCAACUGUUGGCCUCUUAAUCAGCUCAGCUCUAUUCCAACUCGGAAUCGCUGACCUUACUGAAUGAAGUCUACUCACAACAUUGAUGCCCAUGUUCGCGCGCUUGGUCAGAAGUACAUGGGCAUUCGCCCCAACAUCCACAAUGAACUACUCCAGGAAACCCCGAUCAACGACCUGAGCCGUCACGAUGUUCUUGUCGAUAACUUCAUGAACGCCCAGUACUUCUCUGAGAUCGAGCUUGGUACCCCUCCCCAGACGUUCAAGGUUGUCUUGGACACUGGUAGCUCCAACCUUUGGGUGCCAUCUUCGGAGUGUGGUUCCAUUGCCUGCUACCUUCACAACAAGUAUGACUCGUCUUCGUCUAGCACGUACAAGAAGAAUGGAAGCGAGUUCGCUAUCCGCUACGGCUCUGGCAGUCUCAGCGGCUUUGUUUCCCAGGACACUCUCACCAUCGGUGACCUGACCAUCAAGGAACAGGACUUUGCCGAGGCAACUCAGGAGCCUGGCCUAGCCUUCGCUUUCGGCCGGUUCGACGGCAUUCUCGGAUUGGGUUAUGAUACCAUUUCCGUCAACAAGAUCGUUCCUCCCUUCUACAACAUGUUGAAGCAGGGACUUCUGGACGAGCCCGUCUUUGCUUUCUACCUUGGCGAUGCCAACAAGGAGGGCGAUAGCUCCGAGGCUACCUUUGGUGGUGUUGACAAGAGCCACUACACUGGCGAGCUGAUCAAGAUUCCCCUUCGCCGCAAGGCCUACUGGGAGGUCGACCUCGACUCCAUUGCCCUCGGUGAUGACGUUGCCGAGCUUGAGAACACUGGUGUCAUCCUCGACACCGGUACUUCCCUCAUUGCUCUCCCCUCCAGCCUUGCUGAGAUGAUCAACGCCCAGAUUGGUGCCAAGAAGGGCUGGACUGGCCAGUACACCAUUGACUGUGCCAAGCGCUCCUCUCUGCCCGAUGUGACCUUUGCCCUGAGCGGCCACAACUUCACCAUCAGUGCCUUUGACUACACCCUUGAGACCCAGGGCUCUUGCAUCAGUGCCUUCAUGGGCAUGGACUUCCCUGAGCCUGUUGGUCCCCUGGCUAUCCUGGGAGACUCUUUCCUGCGCAAGUGGUACAGCGUCUAUGACCUUGGCAACAGUGCCGUUGGUCUCGCUAAGGCCAAGUAAACGAUGGGUUCUCGAAGCGUCUUCUCGUGCUUUGUCCGCAAGAUGAAGGGGAUGAUAUCGCAUAUAUUAGCUCGAACCCCUAGCGCGCAGUAAUCAUUGUUAUUAUGUUAUGAUUCAAGAAAUGGGUCACAUUCGAACCCAGUUGUUGCUUCCGUCCAGGCUCUUUUUUUUUUUGUUUUUCCACCGAUCAAUGUGUCCUGCCGUGACUAGUUUCGUAAUCAUCGUGUAUGAAUCUAUACCAGUACAAUGAAAGCACGAUUAGAUCGUGUUGAGAGAUA